This is a messenger RNA of Gamsiella multidivaricata, 732 nucleotides long. RefSeq lists its product as uncharacterized. The transcript has 3 exons. The record is from RefSeq and is a predicted model, not a curated record. Lineage: Eukaryota; Fungi; Mortierellomycota; Mortierellomycetes; Mortierellales; Mortierellaceae. Bases 52 to 717 code for a protein of 221 amino acids.
CUUCCUUCGCUCAAUCAUUCUCUUUCUGAAAACCACGUUCGUAUACCAGUCAUGGCGAAGCAGCAAUUAGGCAACAUUGGCGCAACCACCACAGCCGCAAAGAGCAGCACCACAGCUUCACAUCGGCCUUCCAGGGACUCCAAGGAGCGGACAGGCGAGUGCUUAGAUGAUAUCGAGGAUUCAAAGAAAUGGCGCCUCAUCCAGGAAUCGGGACUCCUCGAAAAGAUCCAUAUACCCACCGACAAACAUAUCCAUACCACAAGCAACGCCAGCGAGAGUAACCAGGAUGAGAGUAUCUUGGGUGUGCGUCGAGACUAUAUCUCUGAGGGAGUGUUGUUUUCGAUUCCGACCACUUGUCUCUUCAUCAUCAUAGAUAUUCUGGUUCAUCGACAGGCCGGAGACGAUUACAGCACACAAUUGAUCGUACAAAAGAUACUCAAGAUCUUUCCAGUAGUUCUAGUCAUGGCCUACUUUUCCAACAGGGCCAAAUCCCACAAGCUGGUUCACGGAGCCAUGUUCUUGACUGCAACCUCCUGCGGCUGCUAUUUUAUACACACAAUGUUCAAAUCCCCAGCCCUGGGACUCAUGAAGCAAGCUCCCGGGGUGAUCACCAUUCUGGUCUAUUGCAUUGUUCAAUUAAACAUUAUCACCGCUGUCGCUAGUCUAGCCAUCUGCGGAGCGUACUACCUGUUCGAAAGCGCGACGAUUCAUCAUUAGCAAACACAAAUAAAU